Chaetura pelagica (chimney swift) is the source of this 1122-nucleotide messenger RNA. Its product is annotated as connective tissue growth factor-like. Gene Ontology annotation, cellular component: extracellular matrix; extracellular region. Lineage: Eukaryota; Metazoa; Chordata; Aves; Apodiformes; Apodidae. Gene Ontology annotation, biological process: signal transduction; cell adhesion. Gene Ontology annotation, molecular function: integrin binding; heparin binding. The record is from RefSeq and is a predicted model, not a curated record.
AUGCAGAGAAAGGAGCAGCUCCAGAGGGGAAGGAGUGAGUCAAUCGGCAGCCUGAAUCCCUUCCUUUUACUCGGGAUGUCUGGCAUUUUGGGAACAGUGACCUGGACCCUGUUCCUCCUCCUCCUCCUUGCUCCUGGCUGGGUAGAACCACAGGCCUGCACGUAUCCCUGCCAGUGUCCCUCCCAGCCCCUGCAGUGUCCCGCUGGCACCAGCCACGUCUUGGAUGCCUGUGGUUGCUGCAAGGUGUGUGCCAGGCAGCUCGGCGAGCUCUGCUCCCUGCAGAAACCCUGUGACCACCACAAGGGGCUCUACUGCGACUUCUCCAAAAUCCACAGAGGCAGCGGCAUCUGCUUAGCUCACGAAGGUGAGACUUGUGACCUGCUGGGCAAGAUCUACCACAACGGGGAGAGCUUCCAGCCCACCUGCAAGCUGCAGUGCAUCUGCAUGGACGGGGCCAUCGGCUGCAUCCCGCCCUGCUCCGACGACCUGCGCCUGCCGUCCCCCCACUGCCCCCGCCCCCGGCGCGAACACAACAAGUGCUGUGAGGAGUGGGUCUGCCAGGAGGCCAGCCAGGAGAACCGCGUCCAAACAGCCAUGGCAGUUUUCAGGGAGGAUCCAGCACAGAAGCCAGAGCUGAAUAACCUGCAGGAGAACUGCUUGGUGCAGACCACCGAGUGGAGUGCCUGCUCCAAGAGCUGUGGGAUGGGCAUCUCUGCCCGGGUCACCAACGACAACCCCUGGUGCCGCCUGGAGAAGGAGACCCGGCUCUGCAUGGUCCGGCCCUGCGACUUCACCGUGGAGAAAACCAAGAAGGGGAAGAGGUGUGUACGGACCCCACGGCCACGCCAGAGCCUCCACUUCGAGUUCUCAGGCUGCACCAGCACCCGUUCCUACAGACCCAAGUUCUGUGGCGCCGCCCCCGCCGCCCGCUGCUGCACCCCCUUCCUCAGCAUCACCCUGGAGGUGGAGUUCCGCUGCCCCGAGGGGGACUUCUUCCGGAGGAAGAUGAUGUUCAUCAAGAUGUGCUCCUGCCACUACGACUGCCCCAGAGACAACGACAUCUUCCUGGCCACGUAUCACCGGAGGAUGAUUGGAGACCACGUCAAGACAGACAGGCAGUAG